Loxodonta africana (African savanna elephant) is the source of this 6921-nucleotide messenger RNA. RefSeq names its product tyrosine-protein phosphatase non-receptor type substrate 1. Gene Ontology annotation, cellular component: plasma membrane. The record is from RefSeq and is a predicted model, not a curated record. The coding region runs from base 2992 to 4518 and encodes 508 amino acids. Gene Ontology annotation, biological process: positive regulation of T cell activation; positive regulation of phagocytosis. The transcript has 9 exons. NCBI's taxonomy places the organism in Eukaryota, Metazoa, Chordata, Mammalia, Proboscidea, Elephantidae.
UGUCCUGCGCCUGGCCAGACCAGACGAGUUGUGGGAUGACAUCAAGGACAUAAUACAUGAAGAAACCAAGAGGUCAUUAAAAAGAUAGGAAAGAAAGAAAGACCAAAAUGGAUGUCAGAAGAGACUCCGAAGCUUGCUCUUAAACAUCAAGUAGCUAAAGCAAAAGGAAGAAAUGAUGAAGUAAAAGAGCUGAGCAGAAGAUUCCAAAGGGUGGCUUGAGAAGACAAAGUAAAGUGUUAUAAUGAUAUGUGCAAAGACCUGGAGGUAGAAAACUCAAAGGGAAGAACACACUCGGCAUUUCUCAAGCUGAAAGAAAAAAUUCAAGCCUCGAGUUACAAUGGUCAAGGAUUCUAUGGGGAAAGUAUUGAAUGAUGCAGGAAGCAUCAAAAGAAGAUGGAAGGAAUAUACAGAGUCACUAUACCCAAAAGAAUUGGUCGACGUUCAGCCAUUUCAGAAGGUAGCAUAUGAUCACAGACCAAUGGUACUGAAGGAAGUCCAAGCUCGCUGAAGGCACUGGCAAAGAGCAAGGCUCCAGGAAUUGACGGAAUACCAACUGAGAUGUUUCAACAAACACAUGCAGCACUGGAAGCGCUCAUUCAUCUAUGCCAGGAAAUUCGGAAGACAGCGACUUGGCCAGUCGAUUGGAGAUCUAUAUUUACGCCUAUUCCCAAGAAAAAUGAUCCAACCAAAUACUGACAUUAUCAAACAGUAUCAUUAAUAUCACAUGCAAGUAAAAUUUUGCUGAAGAUCAUUCAAAAGUGGCUGUAGCAGUGCGUCGACAGGGAACUGCCAGAAAUUCAAGCUGGAUUCAGAAGAGGGUGUGGAACCAGGGAUAUCAUUGCCGAUGUUGGAUGGAUCCUGGCUGAAAGCAGAGAAUACCAGGAAGAUGUUUACCUGUGUGUUAUUGACUAUGCAGAGGCAUUCGACUACGUGGAUCGUAACAAAUUAUGGAUAACAUUGCAAAGAAUAGGAAUUCCAGAACACUUAAUUUUGCUAAUGAGAACUUGUAUGCAGAUCAAGAGGCAGUUGUUCGAACAGAACAAGGGGAUACUUCGUGGUUUAAUGUUAGGAAAGGCAUAUGUCAGAGUUGUAUCCUUUCACCAUACCUAGUCAGUCUAUAUGCUGAGCAAAUAAUCCAAGAAACUGGACUCUAUGAAGAAAAAUGGGGCAUCAAGAUUGGUGGAAGUCUCAUAAACAACCUGCUUUAUGCUGAUGACACAACCUUGCUUGCUGAGAGUGAAGAGGACUUGAAGCACUUAACUGAUAAAGAUCACAGACCACAGCCUUCAGUAUGGAUUACGCCUCAACAAAAAGAAAAAAAAUCCUCACAACUGGACCAAUAAGCAACAUCGUGAUAAACAGAGAAAAGAUUGAAGUCGUCAAGGAUUUCAUUUUACUUGGAUCCCCAAUCAACAUCCGUGGAAGCAGCAGUCAAGAAAUCAGACGACGCAUUGCAUUGGGCAAAUCUGCUGCAAAAGACCUCUUUAAAGUAUUGAAAAGCAAAGACGUCACCUUGAAGACUAAGGUGUGUGUGACCCAAGCCAUGGUGUUUCCAAUUGCCUAGUAUGCAUGCAAAAGCUGGACAAUAAAUAAGGAAGACCGAAGAGCUGACGCCUUUGAAUUGUGGUGUUGGGGAAGAAUACUGAAUAUACCAUGGACUGCCAGAAGAACAAACAAAUCUGUCUUGGAAGAAGUACAACCAGAAUGCUCCUUAGAAGCAAGGAUGGUGAGACUUCAUCUCACAUACUUUGGACAUGUUAUCAGAAGGGAUCAGUCCCUGGAGAAGGGCAUCAUGCUUGGUAAAGUAGAGGGUCAGUGAAAAAGAGGAAGACCCUCAACGAUAUGGGUUGACACGGUGGCUGCAACAAUGGGCUCAAGCAUAACAACGAUUGUGAAGGUGGUGCAGGACCUGGUAGUGUUUCAUUUUGUUGUACAUAGGGUCGCUAUGAGUCGGAACCAACUCAUCAGCACCUAACAACAACUGGUUGCAAGGAGAGUGUGUAGUAUAGAGGGGCAAGGUGGGGGCAGGGAGGCCAGUUUGGAAGCUGCAAAAGUGGGAGACGGUGGUGCCGUGGACAUAGUGGAAAGAGGGCAGGGUUUGGUCAUGUCUUCAAAGGUGAAGUGGCAGGAUCUGCGAAUAGGUGGUGUGUGGGGCACGGGAGAGCGAGGAGUUAAGAGACGUACAGUUCCCAGUUCAGCCCUCCUAACCACUGGGCCUCCACCUCAGGGGUUCGGGGCCAUAUCCCCUGUUACAGAUGAGACGAUGGAGCCUUAGAGAAAAGGGAGCAUAUGUGUGCACACUGGCAUCCACUGCCACUCUCCUGUGUGUGCACUCGUGCAUACUCAGCACACUUGUGUGCAUGUGUUUUUGCACACUCCUGCACUGCAUCCUGUUGCAUAUUUCACACAUACUUGUGGUUACAUGUUGUUUUGCACACUCCUGGACUACAUUCUCCGUGCAUACUGUUUCACACACACUUAUGUGCAUGUGUAUUUUGCACACUCUUGCUCUACAUUCACACACAGCCACUAAUCACAACCCAAAAGGUAUGAGAGGUAUAGGUAUAGGAAAGGUAUAACACGUGAUGAGGUGCUGCCAUGGGCAUGAUGAUAAGCCCCUGAGCAUGUGGAUAAUGGCUGUGGUCCGGGAAGGGUGAAUGCGAAGCUGCCUCUGCUGUGGGUGCUGGGAGGGUGUCAUUCUAGCCGUCUUAGGAUGCUGAGUGCUGCGCACUGCCAAGCUCUGCUGCAGGCCCCCAGGUCCCUGGGCUGCUUGGAUUUGUUGAAACCUGACGGGUGGCUUCCAGCCUGUUUCUUUGGCACGUCCUUCGUGGGGUGCCAGCCUGGCUGGCUCAUGGGCCACCUAAGGGUGGUCACCUUGCUGUCUGCUGCUUACCGAUGGAUAGAUAGCACUCACGCAAGUGCCAGUGAGCUCCAUCCUGGACAAGGCUGAUUCUUGGAAACGGCAAUUUCAGCUUGUUCUCUGUACCCCAGAUGAGACAGGCUCCGGAGGAUUUACAUCCAGGGAUCAAGUUGGCCUGUCUCCCUCUGGGAGUGACAGGUGAGCAGGAGCUGCAGGUGACUCAGCGUGAGACGUCGGUGUCGGUCGCGGCUGGAGAGGCGGUCACUCUGUCCUGUGUAGUCUCCUCUCCACAACCCGUGGGUCCCGUCCAGUGGUUCAAGGGGAAUGGACCAGAUCGGCAGUUAGUCUACAGUUUCAAAGGAGGCUUAGACCGCGUACGCCUCUUCCCCCGAGUAACAAAUGUUACAGACCAGACAAUAAGAGGCAACACGGACUAUUCCAUCCGCAUCAGGAACAUCACCCCAGCAGACGCCGGCACCUACUUCUGUGUCAAGUUCAGGAAGGGGAGCCCUGAGGACGUAGAGUUUAAGUCUGGUCCUGGGACACAGGUGACUGUGAGUGCCAAGCCCUCUCCCCCCGUGGUAUUGGGCCCUUCGGUGAGGACCACACCUGAGCAGACAGUGAACUUCACCUGCGAGUCCCAUGGCUUCUCCCCCAGAGAUGUCACCCUGAAGUGGUACAAAAAUGGGAAUGAGCUCCCAGUCCUCCAGACCAACGUGGUCCCGCCGGGCGACAGCGUCUCCUACAAUGUCUCCAGCAGGACCCAGGUGACGCUGACCCGAGAGGACGUCCACGGUCAGGUCAUCUGCGAAGUGGCUCACAGUACCUUACAGGGCUCUCUUCGUGGGACGGCCAACUUGUCUGAGACCAUCCGAGUUCCGCCCACCUUGGAGGUUACCCAACUCCCCAUUCAAGGGAACCGGGUGAACGUCUCCUGCCAGGUGAAGAAGUUCUACCCUAAGAGCCUAGAGCUGACCUGGUUGGAGAACGGAAAUCUGUCCCGAACAGAUUCAGUCUCAAUCUCCACCGAGGACAAGGAUGGGACCUAUAACCUGAACAACUGGAUCCUGGUGAACUCAUCUGCCCACAGGGAGGAUGUGGUGCUCACCUGCCAGGUGGUGCAUGACGGGCAGCCAGCAGUCACGAAAAACCUGACCCUGAAGUUCACCGCCCCCUCGAAGGACCAGACCACAGAGCCAUCCCCUGACGGUUCUGAGCAGAAUAAGAAUAUCUUUAUCGUGGUGGGCGUGGUGUGUGCCUUGCUGGUGGCCCUGCUGAUCGCGGCCCUCUACCUUCUCCGAAUCCGGCAGAAGAAAGCCAAGGGCUCCACUUCUUCUACAAGGUUGCAUGAGCCUGAGAAGAACGCCAGAGAGAUAACCCAGGUACAGUCCUUGGUACAAGACAAAAAUGACAUGAACAACAUCACCUAUGCAGACCUGAACCUGCCCAAGGGGAGGAAGCCUGUACCCCAGGCCGCUGAGCCCAACAGCCACACAGAGUAUGCCAGCAUUCGGGCCAGCCCACCACCCAGGUUGGAGGACAACCUCACCUAUGCCGACCUGGACAUGGUCCACCUCAACCGGGCCCCCAAGCACCCUGCCCCCAAGCCCGAGCCCUCCUUCUCAGAGUAUGCCAGCGUCCAGGUCCAGAGGAAGUGAGAGGCCUUGGUCAUCUUAGGGCUGUUCCCCACAAGCUUCCUGUCUUGCGUGGAGCCACCAUUAUGGGGACAGCAGCCCAGUCCCUGGAACACCAGGAUGGCGAGGCCCUGGGACCCAGGGGUGAGGGCAGCUCUUGUCUCCCCACCACCCUGGCUCUCCAACACUUCAGACCCACCACGGCCCCACACGUUCCGACACAUAGAGGCUGGUGUUGCCAAACCAACUGGGGAGCCGACUUGGGGACUGACCACAGCGGCCAGGAGCCCAAGAGCACUCAUGCCUCUGCUCCACCAAUGCCUGGAUCUUGGUCACGGUCUUGGACACCCUUGACGCUCCACAGCCUGAUCUCACAGGGUGAGGAGGGAGAAGAUUCCACUUCCUCUGCUGCCACCACCACCCAACUGGGACUUCUGGAAAAAGGUUUCCCUUUGGACCGAACUGCUCCAUCCGUGGAGAAGCUGGACAAAAACCCUGGGACCCACAUCCCAACCCCUGGUGAGGUUGCUGCCAAUAGUCCUGGACUUCCUCAUCCCUGGGCUGAGGAACCGCAGGCCCUGGGGGAGGAGGGAACCCUCCCAGGAACCCCCUCGAAGGACCACCAGUGAAACCCCCUUCUCUUCCUCCUCCUCUUCCUCCUUGUGUCCCUCCAAAACUCCUCAAGGACCCAUCGCCCUGACUGUGGCACUCCACGGAGAGCCACCUCUUCUCUCUAGCCCAGCUUGCUUUCUCCAGCUAGUACUAAUUCACGACAUCUUGCUGUGGACGCCUGUAAAUUAUUGAGAAAUGUGAAAUGUGCAAUCUUGAAACUGAGGUAUUAGAAAUUUUGAUCUGUGGUGUUUUUUUUUUUUGUUUUUUUUUUCCUUAAGACAACAAUGACAUUGUCUUGACUCUUUGUCAUGUGUUGAAGUACAUGGUUGGGUCUUGUGAAGUCUAAAGUUUAACAGUAUGUUGUCCUGAAAGGAUUUUCUUAUCGCAGAGACUGAAUUCCACCAAGUCCCAGAGCCCUGAGGACGGGGAGGAAGGGCCAGUUUGGCUGGUCCGUGGAGACACUAAGCCUUCUGUCCAGGACUAAAUUGGCCAAGUUCUCAGUGGAGCCAUGUGGCUGGUACUCCUGCCGUCCUUGACCCACUGUGGUAAGUCCCAAUCUUCCAGUGCUUCUCUUGGCCACUUCCUUGGCAGUACAGUCUUUUCAAGACCUAAUGCCUCAGUCUGUUCAUCUGUAGAAUGGGGAGAGGAAAGAUGCCAUCCCUCCCCACCAUCUCUCACAAGCACUUUAGGAAUCUGCAGGGUGGGGAAGCUGAGCCUGGCUGUUUUCUCCACCCCUUUAGCUACCUUCCCUACCCCAGCUCUCUGAGCUGAUCCCUCAACGAGGAACCUUCCAUUUCUUCUCUCAAAGCCUCUUGGGAUCAAACUGGAAUAAAUCAAAGACAGCCAGGAAGACUGAGCAGCUAUGAAGCCAGGGCUGUUUUGCCUUCUGUCCCUCCAUCUCAGGAGGCUUGAUAGAAGCAGUGACCCCUUCCAAUUCGGGGAGCUGAUGCCCCAGCACAAGCAAGCCCCAUUCAUUCAGUCUUCGCUGUAACUGAUCAACUCGUAGAGUUAAAAGCGCUAAUAUUCACGGCCCCCUUGGUUGGCCUAGGCAUUCAGUGCCCAGGGGAUUCCUGGCCCAGUCCGUCAGAGCGAGAGGCUGGUGAUCUGGCGCGCUGGUGGGACCUACAGGUGGAGUUUGGGGAACUCAGCACAGACCCAGCUCUCUGGGGGAUGAUGGGGUGAUGUUUUGCAUAAUGGCAUCCAGGAGUUAACUGAGCCUGCAUGCCAUGUGGGCACACCUGGCCUGACAAGCCAGGGCUCCUUUGUGGCAUCCUGGAGCCACAGUGGCCCAGCCACCUGGCUUCUAUCAUUUCUGGUUCCAAAGGGUUGGCUUAUAAACCUUGGUCUCCCUCUCUUCUACCCAGAGAGAUCACAUGUGCACACACAUACACAUACUCACACACAUACACAUAGACACGUACACACACAGGCAUGCAUGCCUACAUACACACAGAUACACAUUUUUGCACAUAUGUAUACACAGAUACACGCACACAGAAUUUAAAAAGAACGUUUUCUUGGUGCCAUUUUUCUUUGAUUUUAUUUUCACUUUUGGAGGGGGCAUAAGGGAAUGAGGCCAAGGAAGACAUGUAGCUUCAGCUUCAUUCAGCCUGGCAGCCUGGCGAUUCCGCCACUCCUUGUGUAUCGAACCUCAGGAAGAGGAAGAGGCUGACAAACGCCGCGGAAGAAGCGUGGUUUGGGGAGUUUAUUUUCAGACUGCUGGGAAGGAAACAGGCCCCAUUUUGUAUAUAGUUGCAACUUAAACUUUUUGGCUUGCAAAAUAUUUUUGUAAUAAAGAUUUCUGGGUAACAAUGA